This is a messenger RNA of Oncorhynchus nerka (sockeye salmon), 1354 nucleotides long. RefSeq names its product ceramide synthase 5-like. The coding region runs from base 282 to 1304 and encodes 340 amino acids. The transcript has 9 exons. Gene Ontology annotation, biological process: ceramide biosynthetic process. The record is from RefSeq and is a predicted model, not a curated record. Gene Ontology annotation, molecular function: DNA binding; sphingosine N-acyltransferase activity. Gene Ontology annotation, cellular component: membrane. NCBI's taxonomy places the organism in Eukaryota, Metazoa, Chordata, Actinopteri, Salmoniformes, Salmonidae.
ACCACAAACUGUGGUCUUUUUUAGUAAAAAAAAAAAAAAAUCUUUGUUCUUUCUGGACUGACUGAUGAUUGCUCUGUUGUGAGGCCUUUUUUAAUUUCAUCCAUCCAACAAUUCUAUCACGGACAACAAAACGUUUCUAGUCUUACCCAACACGGGUACAAAAGGUUUCUGGACUCAUCCAAUACUCAGUCCUCAAAGGAAGGGCGGUGGAAACGUUUCCCUCGUUUUAUUUUUUUCUCCUGGGGAUUACAUUUCUUAAAUCGAAGCCACUUUUGGUGAUCAUGGCUGCUCUUUCAGUGUGGUUUUGGAACGAGAGGUUUUGGCUCCCACAUAAUGUGACAUGGGCGGAUCUUGCAGACCCAGCGCCCGGAGUGGAGUAUCCAAAAGCCGGGCACUUACUCUCUGCCUUACCGUUGGCUGUGGGGAUCUUUGCUGUCAGAAUACUAUUUGAGAGGUUCAUAGCCAGACCAUGUGCCUUCCUCUUGCAUAUCCACGCUGCCUCAGUCCACUGGCGAGCCACACCCAACCCUGUCCUGGAGAAGGUGUUCACAUCCAUCACAAAGUGCCCAGACUCGCGACACCUGGAUGGGUUAUCUAAGCAGCUGGACUGGGAUGUGAGGAAGAUCCAGAGAUGGUUCAGACACAGACGCAACCAGGACAAACCCAGCACACUCACCAAGUUCUGUGAGAGCAUGUGGAGGCUUAUAUUUUAUCUGUUCAUGUUUACCUAUGGGAUCUGCUUUCUGUGGAAGUGCCCAUGGAUGUGGGAUACACACCACUGCUGGUACAACUACCCCUACCAGGUCCUGACCCCAGGCCUGUACCACUACUACGUGACUGAGCUGGGUUUCUACUGGUCUCUCAUGUUCUCUCAGUUUACUGACAUCAAACGCAAGGACUUCCCCAUCAUGUUCAUUCAUCACCUAGCAACAGUGAGCCUGAUCAGUUUUUCCUACGCUAACAACAUGCUACGAGUCGGGAGCCUGGUGAUGUGUGUCCACGACGCAUCAGACUUCCUACUGGAGGCAGCCAAACUGACCAACUACGCCAAGUACCAGCGCCUGUGUGACUUCCUGUUCGUUCUGUUUGCAGUAGUCUUCUUCAUCACAAGGCUUGUCCUCUACCCUCUAUGGAUCCUGAACACAACAUUGUUUGAGAGCUGGGAGAUGAUUGGUCCAUACCCUUCCUGGUGGCUCUUCAACUCCCUACUGCUAGUGCUGCAGGUGCUACACAUCAUCUGGUCCUACCUCAUAGCCGGGAUCGCCUACAAGGCCUUGGUUCGAGGAAAGGUGGGUGGGAUGUGAAUGUACAGCUCUGACUCGGCCUUGACUUUUUCCACAUUUUGUUACGUUAC